AUGGGCGCCUAUCUAAGUAAGCCAAUAACCGAAAAAGUGUCCGAAUGUGGUGGCAGUGAGCGAAUCUGUUAUGCUGCAACAAGUAUGCAAGGAUGGCGUAUCAAUCAAGAGGAUGCGCAUAAUUGUAUUGUAAAUUAUGACGAAGAUUCUUCCUUUUUCGCUGUUUACGAUGGUCAUGGAGGAAGUGAAGUGGCACAGUACAGUGCACAUCAUUUACCAGAUAUGUUGAAAGGAAAUAAUUCAUGGUUUUCGGGUAAUUACGCAAAAGCUAUACAAGAUACUUUCUUGGAAUUGGAUGAAUUACUAAGAACAGAGGCAGUUAUGAAAGAAUUGAAGAGAUUAGCAGGUAGCGUGGAAUCGAAACAUGACGAUUUAAGCGAUGAUGGCGAAGACAAGCAAACAUUAUAUGAAGAAGCUGGAAUGCCGAUUGAAACCAUAUUGGAAAGAUAUGGGAUCGUCUUACAUCGAGAACAGAAUGGUAAGCAGUCAGUCAUUGAUCUCAAUGAGUUACGUACACAGCUCGCACAACAAGGUGAAGGAGAGGAGCAGGUGCAGAAAAUAGAAGAAUCUGAGAAGAAAAUUCAAGAGAAUGGAUCAAAUUUAUUGGAACAGGGAAUAAAUGGAAAGGAUGAGAAUGGUGAUGCUGUGAUCGAGAAGGAAGUUAAAGCCGAUAAAAUUCAGCUUAAAAAAACGGAGGGAAAGGAAGAGAAAACAAAAAAACGAGUGGGUGAAUUAUCACCCAGUAUCUUAAAAGCGAAGCGCACCAAAUCCUCAAAUGAUGUUGAAGAAGGUUUAUCGGAAAGUCAGAGCAAGAAUGCACCCUCUAAUAGAUCGGCAGUUGAUAAUUCGGAUGUGGCGAUUCAAGAUGAAAGAUGUGAAACUGCUGGAGAAAGUGUAGCGGCAAAUAGCGAGCCAGAAGUUGCAGGUCCUGCUGAAGUUAGUACUACUACACCUUCGAUCGAUUCAGGUGAUGGAGAUGACUGCUUGCUACACGGCGAGAAUCCUCAUCCUUCCGCAACUUCCGAUGGGCAGAUUACGUUUUCUUCAGAUUCAGAAUCAGUAGAUGAAGAUUAUAAUGCUGAUGAGGAGAUGAGUGAAGGUGAAGAGGAAGAGGAAAUGGAUGAUGAGGAAAUCGAUGAUACAGAACAAAAUUAUUCCUGCCCAUCAGGUGAUACUCCAGGUGAAGAUUCAGGCACGACAGCAUGUGUUGUCAUAGUUUUUAAGGAUAAGGUGGUGGUUGGCAAUGCGGGUGAUAGUCGAGCAGUACUGUGUCGUAACGGUGCGGCUGUUGAAUUGUCAGUCGAUCACAAGCCGGAAGAUGAUAUAGAAAGGAGGCGAAUUGAGACAGCUGGAGGCGAAAUUAGUAUGGAUGGCCGGGUUAACGGUGGUUUGAACCUUUCCAGAGCCUUAGGUGAUCAUUUCUACAAGAAAAAUGCUGCAUUACCAUUAAAAGAACAGAUGAUCUCGGCGUUACCAGAUGUUAAACAGUAUAAAAUUUUACAAGGCGAUGAGUUCAUCAUCAUUGCUUGCGAUGGCAUAUGGAAUUCUCUUACCAGUCAAGAAGCGGUUGAUUUCGUACGGCAAAGGAUAAUUGAUGGUAUAAGUCUCAAGGAUAUCUGCGAACAGAUCUGCGACCACUGUUUGUCACCGAAUACAGCUGGAGAUGGCACUGGUUGCGAUAAUAUGACCAUAAUUAUAGCACAAAUAUUGCGACCAGCUUCGCUGUCACAGCAGCUGCCGACGCCAUCGUCAUUCUAA
This is a messenger RNA of Cercopithifilaria johnstoni, 1758 nucleotides long. NCBI's taxonomy places the organism in Eukaryota, Metazoa, Nematoda, Chromadorea, Rhabditida, Onchocercidae. The record is from the annotation of a GenBank genome assembly.